CUGGCACGCUGAGUCAGCGACGCUCUGCUUCCAGGCGUUCAGGUGAACCUCAGGCCUGAAGUGAACGAGCAUCAUCCAAACAACUCUUUCUUGACUCCUUCCUUUGCCACAUAUUCCUGCAUCACCACAAUGCCUCCCAAGGCAGACAUCAACAAGGCUGGCUGGGAACAGAGUGAUUUCCCCAUCCUCUGCGAGACAUGUCUAGGAGACAACCCUUUCGUCCGAAUGUCAAAACAAGAAUACGGCCGCUCUUGUGGCACCUGCGCUCGUCCCUUCACCGUCUUCCGCUGGAACCCUGGCACAGGCAUGCGUUACAAGACUACCGUCGUCUGCCAGACCUGCGCAAAGAUUAAGAAUGUCUGCCAGACGUGUCUCCUAGAUCUGGAGUAUGGGUUGCCCACGCAGGUUAGGGAUACGGCACUGCAGUUGCAGAAUGAGGCGCCGACGAGCGAGAUUAAUAGGGAGUAUUAUGCGCAGAAUAUGGAGGGGAAGUUGGAAGGCAACAAGAGUUUGUUGGACUCGGGAAAGGCGUCGACUGCCGGAAAGGAGAUGUUGAAGCAGCUCGCACGGACGGAUCCCUACUACAAACGCAACAGGCCACACGUCUGCUCGUUCUUCAUCAAAGGGGAUUGUAAGCGAGGUAGUGAAUGUCCUUACAGGCAUGAAAAGCCAAUCGAGAACGAGCUCUCAAAACAAAAUAUUCAGGACCGGUAUCACGGUCGUAACGACCCCGUCGCUCGCAAGAUCCUACGAACACAUGCCACGAACCAAGGUCUCCCGCCUCCUGAGGACCCAUCAGUCGUCUCCCUCUUCCUCUCCUCCCUCCCACCCGCCGCGACCGAAACGACCGUGCGCACUCGCGUCCUACAAUCCCUCCCCAUGAUCCAACCCUCCCAAGUCCGAUCCAUCGUCCACGUCGCAAAAUCACGGUGUGCAUUCGUGAACUUCAAAGACCGCGCGACGGCCGAGACGGCGGCACAAGCGUGGGCUAAUGGACUUGAUAUGGACGGCGAACGACUGGCUGUGCGAUGGGGAAGGAGUAAGACCUCCAACUCCAACACCAACUCGAACUCGAACGCCAGUGGCAGUGUUAGUGCAGUUUCGAGCGUUGCAGGACCGUCGGGGGCUGCUGAGCCUAUGAAGUCGGACUCGUAGGGCUUCUGGCAAAUGUUCGUCUUCGAAGGGGAGGUUCGUUUGGGGCCCUUUUUCGGCUGCGUUGGCGUUGGUGAUGGUGGUGUGUUUGUAUUUCUAGGCCGUAUAUUUAUUUAUUCUUUGGCUGCC
This is a messenger RNA of Stereum hirsutum FP-91666 SS1, 1281 nucleotides long. RefSeq lists its product as uncharacterized. Lineage: Eukaryota; Fungi; Basidiomycota; Agaricomycetes; Russulales; Stereaceae. The coding region runs from base 130 to 1155 and encodes 341 amino acids. The record is from RefSeq and is a predicted model, not a curated record. Gene Ontology annotation, molecular function: metal ion binding; U6 snRNA binding; pre-mRNA binding. Gene Ontology annotation, cellular component: Prp19 complex; U2-type catalytic step 1 spliceosome; U2-type catalytic step 2 spliceosome. The transcript is spliced from 7 exons.